Molecule: messenger RNA, 4387 nt
Organism: Anguilla rostrata (American eel)
Lineage: Eukaryota; Metazoa; Chordata; Actinopteri; Anguilliformes; Anguillidae
Gene: mtmr9
Product: myotubularin related protein 9
Exons: 11
Coding region: 358-2007 (549 amino acids)
Biological process (GO): negative regulation of autophagy; phosphatidylinositol dephosphorylation
Cellular component (GO): cytoplasm; membrane
Molecular function (GO): phosphatidylinositol-3-phosphate phosphatase activity
Source: RefSeq, a predicted model, not a curated record
UUGUUAAACCUGCAUCAAUUACACAACAACCUAUAGCUUGUAUGACUAAUUCCCAGAUUGAAAGAUCUGGUGCAAUGAAGAGUAGUAGCUUAAUAUUUUUUUAAUCAGAUAGUUGAAUUCUUAGUCAGACAAGGAAUCUGUUUUCUGGAAAGUGGUUGAAUGACUAGUCAAGAUUAAUCAGAUUCUUUCGAAAUAUAAAAUUACGUAAUCUGUCACGAGGCUUCUCGGCUAAUGUCGAAAUGUCAAGCAAAAAUGACUGGCACACCGUCUCCUCUCUGACCCGAAUGAUCGGCAAAUAAACCAAAAAUCACACUUCACAGCCCAAAUAAAAAGGGCGCUGUGGUUCUCUGUGCCAGGAUGGAGUUUGCGGAGCUGAUAAAGACGCCGCGCGUGGACGGCGUGGUGCUGCACCGGCCCUUCCUGCCCACCGUGGAGGGUACGCUGUGCCUGACGGGACACCACCUCAUCCUGUCCUCCCGCCAGGACAACACCGAGGAACUCUGGCUCCUCCACUCCAACAUCGACUCCAUCGAGAAGAGGUUUGUGGGUUCCCUGGGCACCAUCAUCGUUAAGUGUAAAGACCUGAGAGUGAUCCAGCUGGACAUCCCUGGUAUGGAGGAGAGCAUGAACAUUGGGAGCUCUAUCGAGGCAUUAUCCACACUGGAGUCUGUGUCCCUGAUGUACCCCUUCUUCUACCGGCCCAUGUUUGAGGUCAUCGAGGACGGGUGGAACUCCUUCCUGCCCGAGGAGGCCUUCAAAGACGUUGAGUCUGCGACGGAUGAGUGGCGACUGAGCGGCGUGAACAAAGAUUUUGCGGUGUGCCCCUCGUACCCCGCCCUGCUGGUGGUGCCCAGGGACAUGGACGACGACACGCUCCGCAAGGCGGCCACGUUCCGGCACGGCGGCCGCUUUCCCGUCCUCAGCUACUACCACAAGAAAAACGGCAUGGUGAUGAUGCGAGCAGGGCAGCCGCUGACCGGUACGAACGGGCGGCGGUGUAAGGAGGACGAGAAGCUGAUCAACGCCACGCUGCGAGCAGGGAAGCGCGGUUACAUCAUCGACACGCGCACCAUCAACCAGGCUCAGCAGGCCAAGGCCCGCGGCGGGGGCUUCGAGCAGGAGGCCAACUACCCCCAGUGGAGGAGGAUCCACAAGGCCAUCGAGAGGUGGAAUAUUCUGCAGGAGAGCCUGAUCAAGCUGGUGGAGGCCUGUAAUGACCAGUCUCCCAGUAUGGACCGCUGGCUCAGCAAGCUGGAGGCCUCCAAUUGGCUGACGCACGUGAAGGAGAUCCUCACCACCGCCUGCCUGGCCGCGCAGUGCAUCGACAGGGAGGGUGCGUCCGUGCUGGUCCACGGUACCGAGGGGACCGACUCCACCCUGCAGGUCACCUCUCUGGCCCAGAUCAUCCUGGACCCGGCUUCCAGAACCAUCCGCGGGUUUCAGUCCCUGGUGGAGCGCGAGUGGCUGCAGGCGGGCCACCCGUUCCAGCAGCGCUGCGCGCAGUCGGCGUACUCCAUGGGGAAGCCGCGCUGGGAGGCCCCGGUCUUCCUGCUCUUCCUGGACUGCGUCUGGCAGAUCCUGCGCCAGUUCCCCUGCUCCUUCCAGUUCAACGAGCACUUCCUGGUGCAGCUCUUCCAGCACGCCUACGCUUCGCAGUUCGGCACCUUCAUGGGGAACAACGCCGCCGAGCGGGUUAAGCUGAAGCUCUCUCAGAAGACGGUGUCUCUCUGGUCGUGGGUGAAUCGGCCUCAGCAGAUGGACCGCUUCCUGAACCCGCUCUACGAGCCCAACAGCCUGGUCAUCUGGCCCUCCGUCGCCCCUCAGAGUCUGCUCCUCUGGGAGGGUGUGUUCCUACGUUGGAACCGCUCCUCUAAGUGCCUGGACGAGGCCAGCGAGGAGAUGGCGCACAUCAUCGAGUACAACAAGGACCUGCAGGCCAAGGUCAAUGCCCUGCGCAGGCAGCUGGCUCAGCUGGAGACCCAGGACAGCCCACUGGACACGCCCUAGAGUGGGCGGGGUAACGAUGACUACGCCCACUUAUAGCCCUUACACCGCCCCCCUCCUACCAGCCCUGCUCCCCAGCCAAGUACGCCAACUCCCAAAAAGCUGCUCACUAAACCAAUCUGCUGCAUGCAUAAGCUCACACACAUACACACACACACGCACUCUCACACUCUCAGACACACAGACACACACACUCUCUCACACUCUCAGACACACACACACACGCACGUACACAGGCGCACACACACACACACACACACACACGCACUCUCACACUCUCAGACACACACACACACACGCACGUACACACGCACACCCACACACGCACGCACGCACGUACGCACUGUCUCACACUCUCAGACACACACACACACACUACAGCAUUGCUCGCUCUCCCUGACAUGGUCUGAAGGAGGAUUCUGUCUCGGAGAGUCCAGCUGCUCUAAGCAUUAAUAGAGGAUCUGAGAAGUGAUGACUCGCCCUCCGGUAAAGAGCUGAGUACAGCAGCACUACCUACAGCAAACCACUAAUAAUCCUGACCGUAAUAACAAUAAUAACAGUGAUCUGCUUAUGAUCACCUGGUACAUGCCUACACGUGAGCUGGUGUCUAAGAGCAAGAAGUUAUCACACCUGCUGCUUUUCACUUCCUGCGUUCUUACGCAAGCUCCUUGCAGGAAGCAUCACCACUUCCUGUGUGCUUGCCUGGGCUGUCUAAUCCAACUAAUCGCCCAAUCAGUGCCCAACCUCACUAAUGCUCUUCUGGCCGAAUGAAAGAAAAAAAUCCCUGCAGCGAUGCUCCAAUAUCUAGUAUAAAGCCUUCCCAGGAGAGCGGAGGUUGAUAUUGCAGCGAAGGGUGGGCCAACUCCAUAUUAAUGCCCAUCAUUUUGGAUACCAGGUGUCCACACACCUUUGGCCACGUAGUGUAGCACCAUCUUCCCACUCUCUGUGUGCUUGGUGUGCCUCUCAAAGGAGGUAGCUCAACUUCCUGCGUGCUUGUCUGGACAGGAAGUCGCACCGGAACGCGUGUAACGCGGCCUUCUGCUUUCCCUGCGCUGAUGAUUCAUAGCGUGCCACACGUUUGAAGUCAGGCGCUUAUAAUAAAAUCACUAAAUUCCCAGUAAACGUACCGGCGGAUACCGGCGACUGUAUCCGUUCGUGUCUCGGCUAGCGAGCGUGCCCGUGUUUGGUGGAGUUUCUGUCUCGACGGGCCAGAGGAUGCACUUCCUGACGAAGUUCACUUUGGCGUCACAAAAAAGAAAAAAAAAGAUUAAAAAACAUCAAUACUUGAGCGGACUUUUGGAAUUGUAAAUAGGUUUGGCUUUUUGGAGCAGUCCUGCUGAAAUGUAUAGCAGUCAUGUUGUAUCCACACGUUACAUAGGUAGGGGUAUGUGAUGCUAGAUUAACCCUGAAUUACAGUGUGUGACUGUUUGAAUACGCUGUUCUUUCCUGCGCUGCUGUAGCACGCUGUAAACACUGUAUAUGGCUAUGCUGUGAGCAGCUUCAGGUUGUAAUACAGCUUUUUUUUUCCCCCAAUAUGAGGGAACUGUAAACUACGCAUGUGUACGUAUCGGGGAGGGGGAAACGGCAUCUGCUUAAACUCUGCAGCUGAAGGUGCACUGUGGUUAGAUUGAACAGAUCAGACAGCAGUGAGGAGAGCUCUCUCAUUCCUCACCCCGCAGAGUAGCUUGGCUCCUGUAGCCGUGUUCUACUGUUAGCUGCACAACGUUCCGUUUUCAUUCAGUAUUUUUGCCGCCUUCUGGAUUGUAAUCACCCCUGAAAUCCUUAAGAACACCAGUGAUAGCGCUCGAAGGCAGUGUGUGUGUGUGCGCGUGCAUGCAUGCAUGCUUCCAGUGUGUGUUUGUGUGUGUGAGUGUGUGUUUGAGUUUGUGUGUGUGUGCUGCACACGCGUGUGCACGCUUCCAUUGACCUAAGGUGAAGCGCACACAGGCGUGUGAUCCGUGUUCUGAUGUAUGUACUGAGCACGUAUGUAUGUGGCUGAGUAUGUACCGGAUGGGAUGUUAUGGGACGUCAGGGUGCGAGACAAACUGGAGGUGCACAUUGGGCAUGUACAGUACACACACGCUACAUGUAUGACACACGCGUGAAUGGUGUUCAGGGUGGUCUGAACGGAACUCUCGCUCGUCUGAGGGGACCAGUCGAGUCUGGUUUGGGGUCCUGCCUAAUUUCACUUCACAUGAAUCUGACCAAUGAAAGGGACUGAAAAUGUUUUCUUUUAUAUAUAUAUAUAUAUCACUCUAGAAUGUCACUGUAGAAUUGAUGCAUUUUUGUCGUGUAUGUGUGUGUGUGUGAUGUAUCAUUUGGACCGUUCUGUGUAAAGAUGUCUGCGAUGUCAUUGGGUAAUAAAGGAAACCACGUGGCUGAA